Molecule: messenger RNA, 2143 nt
Organism: Wasmannia auropunctata (little fire ant)
Lineage: Eukaryota; Metazoa; Arthropoda; Insecta; Hymenoptera; Formicidae
Exons: 3
Coding region: 1196-1873 (225 amino acids)
Biological process (GO): tail-anchored membrane protein insertion into ER membrane
Cellular component (GO): GET complex
Source: RefSeq, a predicted model, not a curated record
CUAAGCAAUUUAUUUUAGGUUUUUUUUUCAAUAUGUAAUUUUCCAAGUAUGUAAUAUUUAUCUAAAUUAACAUAAAAAUAUGACAGACUCAUAUCUAUGCGCAUCUGUAACAUCACUGAGUCAGAUCUGUCUAUUUUAAGAAAAAAAACAUAAAUGUCCGAAAUAAGAAAUUAAUUUCAAUGCAUGGAAACAACUUUCUUCGCUAUUUCACUGAAUUAUGUGCUUGCACAUAGAGUGACAAUUAAAGACAGAAAGUUAAAAAAAAAAAUUGCUCGAUUCUGAUAAGUUAAGAAUAAGGAAAUACGAUUGUAUCAAGUGCCAUACUUCAUUGUGGUAUCAGAUUAACACAUCAUGUAUUUGUGUAAUUGUCAGUUGAAAGAUCAAAAGCGUCUAUUAUUUUUCUUUUAAGUUAGUUCAUUCUGUAAAGAAUGACUUAGAUUAAAUUUCCAUUAACUUAAAUCAAGAAGAAAUUAAUUCAACUAACAGAAUUCUUUGCGAUGAAAUUUAUAAAAACAAUUUGUUGCUCCUAACUUCAAUCUCUUUUUCCACAUGUGUUUCAAAUCAAAUCAAUAUCAUUCUAUCCAAAAAAUUAAUUCCUAUCAUUCUAUCCAUGUUAACAGAAUGAUGCAAGUACUCGAUAAGUUAAUCAUCGAUUUAUUAUAAUUAAACGGAGUUUAAUCGAAGCCUCUAAUUAAAUAAUUUAAAUACAUUAUGUCUGUCAUCAAUAUUAGAAACAUUAUUUAUAAGGAACGCGUCCGCUGAAGUAGGUGCUUCUGAAUUUCCAUAACAGAUCUACGAAUCUCAAGACAAAAUCUCAAUUCGAAAUCAUUGCAGUAUACUUCAAAUGGAAUUUUGGUCAAAUGAGAAUUCCUUGUAAAUCUGACAAAAAGAAAAAAACGCUGUCUGAUGAUAAACUGAUAAGACGAACAAACCUAACCUCCAAUCAUUUUUUUAUAAUUUUGCAAAAAUCUGAUAUUGAUUAAUUGAUAGAGUAGAUCUGCUUUCAAAGAAGGAGAAGAAAAACAAAAGCACGUUUUUUCUCCAAGUUAUUGUGAUCGUGAAUGAUCAUAAAUUUAUUUCACUUGAACUUCCUCGUUAACCUCUUUGAUUGACACGCAGUUUGGAUGUGCAUGUACAAAUGUUACAAAAAGGAUCGUGUAAAUAUUAGCUGUCGAUUCGAUUGUUAAAUACGACGAUGGCUGAGAUCAACGCCAGGAGAGAAGCGAGAAGGCGGCGAAUAUUAGAAAACUCCGAAAGUCGUCUACGUAGAAUUACAGGGAGGGUCAAUCCGGGUGAGAUCGAGGAUAAUGAGCCACGAGUGGAAAGCGACAGUCUUAAAGCGGAAUCGAAUUUUGAAGAGGAUAAUAUCAGAAAUGGUGUAUACAAUAUCAAUAGCGACACGAAAUUGCAGGAUUGCGCAAGAUUUGAUGACAGACAUGAAAGCUUUUUAAAUGACACCAGUGAUAAGAAUACACAUUCGCCGGAACAAGAAUCUAAAUCAAAAUUUAUGUUAUCUACAUUAUUGCUCAAUCGUGUCACUUUUAUCUUGUUAGCUGGAAUUGUCAAUAUUUUGCUGGUGUUGAAACUCGACAAUUUAUUUGGACAGGCAGUUAUUAUACCUUGCUUAUUAUUGAUAGUGGGACGUUUAUAUAGACGUAUGACAUUACAUGAAGCACAAGAGCACGGCAAUUUAUUAGCUGCUGCUUUGGUAUUGUGCAAUGUUAAACCCAGAUUAAUUUAUAUAUUCAAAGUAUCAUACACAUUAUUCACUGUAGUGCUUAAUGAUUUCGGUUUAUAUAUGUUUAGUUUUGUAUUGAUGCGCUAUACCAUUAUUCGUUAUUAUUAUAAUGCUGCAAUACCAAUAAAUGCAUAAUUACUCAUGAUAAUCGAAUGAGUAAAGAUGAAGUGAAAAUUCAAUUGUUGGAAAUUUUAUACAAUGUAAAAAAGACAAAGGAUGUUCUCAGAAGAAAAAUAAAUUGUGAUAUAUUGCAUUAUUUAAAAACAUGCAGCUGUCAUCAGAUUUUUCACGUUUUCAGCAUUGUGUCGUGAUUUUGAUUCAAGCAUGUACAGAUGUAUAAAAAAUACUAAUUUUUCUAGAAAAUACAUGUAAUUAUAAUAAAUAUAAUUAUAUACAAAUGUAUAA